Molecule: messenger RNA, 3346 nt
Organism: Mizuhopecten yessoensis (Yesso scallop)
Lineage: Eukaryota; Metazoa; Mollusca; Bivalvia; Pectinida; Pectinidae
Exons: 2
Coding region: 95-1735 (546 amino acids)
Molecular function (GO): protein binding
Source: RefSeq, a predicted model, not a curated record
ACACAAUAAAGAGUUCCACAUUUUCCCGCGUGUAUGUCGGACUCGAAUGCCGUUCUAAGACGACUGAACAAGAUACCCGUCUUAAUGAUCAGAAAUGGAAGCAAAAUCAUUCGAUUCUGGCUUGGAUUCAACUGUUUCCAAAUUGGUGUCCAGCCCGGGGUAUCCCCGAGCUGUGCUGAAGGCCCUACACAAGUCUUGGCGAGAGGAGGAGUUCUGUGAUAUCACUCUCCAUGUUGGUGAGAAGAGUGUCAAAGCUCACAAGAAUGUGCUAGCAUCCCUCUCCGAGUACUUCAAGGUCCUCCUUCACAUGGACGCCAAGAACAAAUCUGACGUGGUACUACAUGAUGUAGACUUUUCCAGUCUGGAACUUUUGCUCCAGUUUGCCUACACAGGGUCAGUCGAGGUCACUGGUAACAAUGUACAGAGUCUGUUCAUUGUGGCUGACUAUCUUCAGGUCGAGUUUGUAAAGGAGUCAUGUCAGAGAUUGUUACUCAAAAGUGUUGACAGAAGUAACUGUGUUUCCAUGCUAUCAUUUGCUGCCAAAUUCUAUUUAGAAAAGAUCAAAAACAGAUGUAUAAAACUGAUUGGUCGGCAUCUGGAAGAAGCUAGCCGGAUGGAGGAGUUCUCGGCCAUUCCCUAUGACUGUGUUCUUGAGUUGUUGAGUAAAGAUAAUUUGAUCGUGUUUCGUGGCGGCUACCCCCUUCCCAAUGACCUUAAUGAAUUGGCCAUACUUGAGGCAGCAAUUUGUUACAUUUCCGGGCAGAACGAGGAGACAAAACUGAAUGGAGAACAAAUCUACUCUCUGGUUGUAGCAGCCCGACUGAUCUACAUUGAUUACUGUGAUUGGGAAAAACAUUUAGAGAAUAACUCAGAUAUUCUCUUGGAGGAGAAGCUCGAUACUGUUAGGAAAUACCUCCUGGAUCAUAAAGAUGUCACUAAUAAGGCUCUGUUGAUGUCUAUAAAAAACUGCAGAUCUCCUCCGCUUCACUGGGUGGUAAGACGAGACCAGGAUAACACCAAGAUCAUUCCUGACAGCAAGAAAUACAGUGGUAAAUCUGAUUGCAGUAACUUUUCUAAAGGAUACUUCAAUGAUGGAACCUGCGAGACAUCAAAUGAACGGUCACAGAUUUCCAAGAUUGUCAUUGUAGCACGUUUUAAUGAGAGUCAGAAAGAAAAUGUGAUUGUGGGUAUGGAGGUGUUUGAUAGCUUCUGGCAUCACCAUGGCCUUCCUAAGGACUCGUCAGAAGUGACUGAUGUUUGUGAGGUAGAAUUAGAAAAGGGAGAGGUGAUCGUACAAGUUAAAUUAAGGACUCAAUAUAUGAUGAUAAAUUGUUUAGAAUUUGUCACCAAUCUUGGAAGGAGACUUGGACCAUUUGGGAGUACAGAACCCCCAGACGUUACGUUAGAACCUCCUGCUAAUUUUAGUGGUUAUUUACACAGUUUUUCAGGUGCGGAGAGAGAAUGUUGGGAGAAUGAAGGUAUCAUCUGUUUCAAUGUUAACUGGGUAUGUCACAGGGACAUCGAAAACCCAGACUUUAUAGGGAACUGGGACAUGAAGUGGCAGGAGUUGGGAGAAGAGUUUGGCGAGGAGGAAGAAGUAUACGGGUAUAUAUCCAGUGAUGACUACCCAUACUUCUUUGGGGAGGACAGUGAAGAGGGUGAAUCAGAGGAAGAGGAGCUCGAAGAGGAGGAAGAGGAGAGAGAUACGGAUGAGAGUGAUGAAAGUGAUGCGUGAGUGGAUUGCCUUGCUAUACACAAUGUAUAGAUACAUUGUACCUGUGAUAUAUAGGAUGCCCAUCAGCAGAAUCAAAGGCGGCCAGUACACUGACAGGUACAUGUAGACUAUGAUAACAAAUCUGUACUUUUGUAAGUAUAUACAUGUAUUCUUCAGAGCUGUGAUGCCUUGUAUAUAUAGGCACAGGUGAUCAUGAGAUAGACUUUAUAGUAAAAUGACAUCUGAUAAUAUGAGGGCACCAAUCAAAAUCAGUCCAUAAAACUCAUCCCAAAUUGCUAAAAAUGUUGUACAAUUUUGAUACAAAUUAAAAGGUCACAUUUGGCUACAAUGAAUAUACAGUUGAUGUUUAAGAAUAAGAUGUGUGAAUUUAAAGUAAGGAUGAAAUUCCAAACUAGAGGAAAAAGUGGCUGUUAUUCUGACAUGGGGAUCAAGAAAAAAUUGUAUCAUGAUGAAACUUUAAAAACUUGUGAUAAAAAGAAGGAAUUUUAUGCUUCUUUGUGUAGAUAUCUCGUUUGUGUAUCUUUUAAACACAAUUGAUUUUAUGCUGUUUGAAUUGUUAUAAACUGAUCAGGGUAUGGUGAAAUAUACUCAGGUACAUAAUGUAUGCAUGCAUGUGUGUAAGAUGAUCAACAAUUAAGUUUGAACUUCUAUACUGUUAUAUGUUGUUUUUAAUCUCUUUGGGAAAGAAAUUAUACUGAAAAACAGUUUUGUUGCAUAGGUUUGUAACACUACAUAGAUCUGGAUCAAGAUGUACCCAUGAACAAGAUAUGAUUUUUAUCUCAAUUUGAAACUCUUCUUGAUGCAACACAUCUUUAUCAUACCCAGUUCAAAUUAAACAGAGAAAACUUUGUUUCUAGCCAGAGUUUCCUCUGGCCCUGACACCAUUCUUCAAUCUUAGACAUUUUGACAGAAAGAUUUAUGUGUGCCCACACCAGACAUCUACCUGUUAAGAUGUCUUAGUCUGGUGACGGGCCAGAGGAAACUUGGGCUAACUUUGUACAAGUCUGUUAUAUUAGAACAUGAACAAGUAACAAUUUUCAGUUCUAUGAUAUCGAUAGACACUUCCAAACUAAUUCAGGUUUGACAAUUUGUAAUAAUUUCAAUAAGCAGCAGUAUUAACUGUAUAUACAUGUACAUGUAUACACCUAUGACUAUAAUAAUGGUCUAUUUGAAACUGCUGUUAACUAUUUUUAGCUCAUCCUGCACAAAUAGCCUGAGGAGUUCAUGUUAUGGAGUAGUGUUCGUUGUCCUUCCAAAUGUGUUUACUUUUCUUCUAAAUAACCUUUAAGAGGCAUUGUGCAGAAGUGAUAGGUGUGAUCAUGCAAACCUGUUCAAAUGAAUGAACCUGAAAUAAAUCAAUGUUCUAUUAUUUAUACUCAUGUCUACCUUUGAGAGUACACUUGUAACAGCUUACUACCAAACACAUGUACAUAGCUGAUUCAGGAUAUAAUUUUAUAAUAAGAUCAUCUUGUGAUUGCAUUGAUUAUUUCAAGGAUUAAUGGUUUUUGCCUAUUAUUUCUUGUUUGCAUGUGUUUUAGUUACAGUAAAUUGUAUUCUGUUGGAAUAUACAAUGUACAUUGUAAAAGUUUAUAUUAUUCCAUCAAUAAAAGA